This is a messenger RNA of Rhizophagus irregularis DAOM 181602=DAOM 197198, 861 nucleotides long. RefSeq lists its product as uncharacterized. Lineage: Eukaryota; Fungi; Glomeromycota; Glomeromycetes; Glomerales; Glomeraceae. Gene Ontology annotation, molecular function: protein binding. The record is from RefSeq and is a predicted model, not a curated record.
AUGCGAAAAUUUGUGAAUUCAGUUGUACGAUGGCGCAGUAAGAAUAAACAGAAAACAAAGCAAUACAUUGACGUUUUCACAAAUAUACCACAUGAGAUAAUAUUAAUAAUAAUUGAAUAUUUGGAUUAUGAUGCUCAUGAUGUUGCUGCUUUGUCUAGGGUAAAUAGAAAAUUGAGAUAUCAUACGAAAGAUAAUUUUUUAUGGUAUAAAAUAUGUUUAGAAUAUUUUCCUGCCGACUUACCUAAUAAAUUACAAACAAAAGAUUGGAUGAAAAAAUUUAAAGAAUUAUAUUGGAACCGCCAUAAAAUUAUAUUCGCUGAAAAAAUUGAAUCAACUAAAUUAAUAACUUACGGAUGGAGACCAAAAUCUGGUCAAUUCUCAGACAUAAAAAUUGACCGUAAACACCCCAAUAUAGUAAGGGCAAUUCAAGAAUCGUUUGAUAUGGAUAUUAGGUUUGAAUCUAUUUCACCAGGAAUUUAUGAAAUUUUAUGGGAAAUGAAUAUUUAUAAUUUACUGAGAGCUCAAAGAUUUCAAUUUAUAACAAAAAUUUUUCACAAUAAUUGUGAUUUUACUACCAUAAAAGAAUAUUCAGACACUCCAUCACCGGAAGCUUUUAAAAUAAUAUCUGAUAGAGGAUGGUUCACAUAUAGAAUACCUAAAAGAAUUACAAUUGGACAAAAUCAAAUUAUAUCUGCCAAAUUUAUUGGACAUGCUAAAAUGUGUUGUAGUAAUCCACAAGAUUGGCCUGCCCCAAUGGCAUUAUAUUGUGUAUAUUUGAAAAGAUAUAAAAAUAAAAAUGAAACAAAAUGUAAAAAAAGACGAUAUAAAAAUCAUUUUAUCAAUAGAUUAUUAAAUAGAUAA